Molecule: messenger RNA, 3601 nt
Organism: Capsaspora owczarzaki ATCC 30864
Lineage: Eukaryota; Filasterea; Ministeriida; Capsasporidae
Product: heat shock protein
Exons: 1
Coding region: 321-3347 (1008 amino acids)
Biological process (GO): cellular response to heat
Cellular component (GO): cytoplasm; cytosol
Molecular function (GO): ATP hydrolysis activity; ATP binding
Source: RefSeq, a predicted model, not a curated record
CUUUUUCCUUUCUUUUUGAAGUCUUUCUCAGUCUUCUUCUUCUUCAUCCGAAUCUCAGACAAUCAAUCAACAUCUCAUUCCUUUUCCUUCCUUAUUCCUUGACUUUGCCUUUUCUCUUUCUCUCUCUUCUGAAAGCGAGGUCCUCCAAAGACUCGAACACAAAAUCGCCACUUCUUCGCGUUUUCUUUUUCGCCUUUCUUUUCGCUUUUCUUUCGCUUUCUCGACAACCUUUUUUUUUUAAAAAAAAAAUUUUUUUUUGAAUUUCGCACUCUGACGCUUUGACUUUUACACAAAGCAAGCUCACAAAGCAAAGCAGCACAAUGAACCCCGAGCACUUUACCGACAAGACGAACGCACUGCUUGCGGCCGCUCAGCAGCUCGCGCUGGACAACGCCCACGCCGCAAUGACCCCGCUGCAUGUCGCCGUGGCGUUGUUUGCUGACGAGGACGGCCUCGCCCGGGCAGUCUGCCAGCGCGCAGGCGUCGACUUUACCAACUGCGAGCGCGCACUCAAGCGCCAGCUCAACCGCACGCCCAGCCAGGACCCGGCGCCAGACCAGGUCGCGCCAAGCUCGGCGCUGAUCAAGAUUCUGCGGAGCGCACAGACGGCGCAACGCAAGCAGAGCGACUCGCACCUCGCCGUAGACCACCUCUUCAUGGCCCUGUUUGAGGAUCGCCAGGUCGCCGAGGCGCUCAAGGAGGGCGGGCUCACCCAGACCGCGCUCGACGCCGCCGUCAAGGAGGUCCGCGGCAAGCACAAGGUCGAGUCCAAGUCGUCCGACACGGCCUACGACGCGCUCGCCAAGUACGGGCACGACCUCGUUGCAGAUGCAGAGGCGGGCAAGCUCGACCCGGUCAUUGGCCGCGACGACGAGAUUCGCCGCGUCAUUCGCGUCCUCUCCCGCCGCACCAAGAACAACCCCGUGCUCAUAGGUGAGCCUGGCGUCGGCAAGUCCGCGAUUGUCGAGGGCCUGGCUCAGCGCAUUGUGCGCGGCGACGUGCCCGACAACCUGCGCUGCCGUCUCAUCUCGCUCGACAUGGGCGCGCUCGUUUCCGGCGCCAAGUACCGCGGCGAGUUUGAGGAGCGUCUCAAGGCCGUGCUCAAGGAGGUCGAGGACUCGGACCGAGGCGUCAUUCUCUUUAUCGACGAAAUCCACCUCGUCCUCGGUGCCGGCAAGGCCGACGGCGCCAUGGACGCUGCCAACCUGCUCAAGCCCAUGCUCGCCCGCUCGCUGCGCUGCAUUGGUGCCACCACCCUCGACGAGUACCGCAAGCAUGUCGAGAAGGACGCGGCCUUUGAGCGUCGCUUCCAGCAAGUGCUGGUCUCGGAGCCGACCGUCGAAGACACCAUCUCGAUUCUCCGCGGCCUGAAGGAGCGCUACGAGUCGCACCACGGCGUGCACAUUACCGACAGCGCGCUUGUCAUGGCUGCCCAGCUUGCCGGCCGCUAUAUUACCCAGCGCUUUUUGCCCGACAAGGCCAUCGACCUGAUGGACGAGGCCUGCGCCAACACGCGCGUUCAGCUGGACUCGCAGCCCGAGAUCAUCGACCAGCUGGAGCGCCGCCGCCUGCAGCUGGAGGUCGAAGCGACCGCCCUCGAGAAGGAGAAGGAUGCCGCCUCCAAGCAACGCCUCAAGGCCGUGCACGACGAGCUGUCCCACAUCAAGGAGGAAAUCCAACCCCUCGUCAUGCGCUACGAAAGCGAAAAGCGUCGCGUCAACGAGCUGCGCGACCUUCGCCAAAAGCUCGAAGACCUCAAGACCAAGGCGGACACGGCCGAGCGCCGUCGCGACUUGGCCCUCGUGGCCGACUUGCGCUACGGUGCCAUCCCCGAGCUCGAGCGCAAGAUUGCCAUCCUGACCCAAGAAGAGGCCCAGGAAGAGGCUCGCCUCCGCGAGGAGGAGGAGCGCGAAGCCAAGCGCCACCGCGAAGCCCAUGACGCCGAAGAGCAGCAACGCAAGGUCGACGGCCGGCUUUCGCCCAGCGCCUCUGCCAAGACCAAGACCGGCGCCAACCAGCCCUUCUCGUCCUCUGGCCGCCUUGUGACUGAAGUGGUUGGCCCCGACCAGAUUGCCGAUGUCGUGAGCCGCUGGACGGGCAUCCCGAUCUCGCGCCUCAACCAAAGCGAGCGCGAUCGCGUCCUGCACCUUGCAGCCUCCCUCCACCGCAAGGUGGUGGGCCAGGACGAAGCUGUGGAUGCCGUUUCGGAGGCGAUUCUGCGCACCCGCGCUGGCCUCGCCCGCGAAAACCAGCCGACGGGCUCCUUCCUCUUCCUCGGCUCGACCGGCACCGGCAAGACGCAGCUGGCCAAGGCCCUGGCCGAGGAGCUCUUUGACGACGAAAAGAUGCUCAUCCGCUUUGACAUGAGCGAGUACAUGGAGCAGCACUCUGUCGCCCGCUUGAUUGGCGCCCCGCCCGGCUACAUUGGCCACGACGAGGGUGGCCAGCUGACCGAGCGCGUUCGCCGCCGUCCGUACUCUGUCGUGCUGUUCGACGAGGUUGAAAAGGCCCACCCUCAGGUGUGGAAUGUGCUGCUCCAGAUUCUCGACGAUGGCCGCCUCACGGACUCGCAAGGCCGCACUGUCAACUUUUGCAACACGGUCAUCAUCCUGACGAGCAACCUUGGCUCCGAGUACCUUGUCAACGGUGGCAUCGAUGCCAACGGCGAGCUCAAGCCCGAGGCCAAGGACCGAGUGAUGGGCGCCGUUCGCGGUCACUUCCGCCCAGAGUUCCUCAACCGUCUCGACGACAUUGUGAUCUUCACGCCCCUCGACAAGAGCCAUCUCCGCCAGAUUGUCCAGCUGCAGCUCAACUCGCUUGCCACGCGUCUUGCGCAGCGCGACAUUCAGAUCGAGCUCGAUCCUUCCGGCGCCGACCUUGUGCUCAAGGCGUCCUUUGACCCCGUGUACGGCGCGCGUCCCAUGCGUCGCUACAUUGAGCGCAACCUGGUCACGGAGCUUGGUCGCAUGAUCAUUUCCGGCAAUCUGCCCGACCACAGCAUUGUUCGCAUCUCGGCCAACCGCGAAACGAGCAAGUUUGUCUUUAGCGUCGAGCAAAUUGAAGCGACUGGCCGCACUUCCGCCACCCCGAUGGACACUGAGAAUGAAACCAAGGGUGCUACAAUCGAAGACCUCGACAACACCAACAACGACGACGACGAAGAGGACGAGGACGAAGACGAGGAUGAAAAUGAGGAUGCGGAGGAUGAAGACCACACGACUGCCGGCCGUACGUUUCGGCCCUUCAAGUCGAACAAGGUCGACGACACUGCCAGCGACAAAGGACGCGCCUCAUCCCGCCGACCCUUCAACACUGGGCGCACCGGCCCCAUCAGCGACCGCCCAUAAGUCCGAGCGAAACGGCUCCAAGCGGCCUGCCGACGACGCGCCCGCUGCCCACUCCCAUUCCAGAAAAAAACCUCGAGUCGAGCCGCCAACGUCAAAGCGGCCUGCUGCAGAUCCUGUCGAUGAUGGUCACAGGCCGUCUCGUCGCUCGCGGCUCGAUUAGUGCUUUGUCUUUUGUUGUUUUGUUUUUUUUGUUUGCAUGUACUGUAUUGUUGUAUUUAUUUGUACAAUACCAAUUGAGAUUAUUUUUGACUACG